Messenger RNA from Sitodiplosis mosellana (orange wheat blossom midge), 3596 nucleotides. RefSeq lists its product as uncharacterized. The coding region runs from base 884 to 1903 and encodes 339 amino acids. The transcript has 4 exons. Gene Ontology annotation, molecular function: ubiquitin protein ligase activity. The record is from RefSeq and is a predicted model, not a curated record. Gene Ontology annotation, cellular component: nucleus. NCBI's taxonomy places the organism in Eukaryota, Metazoa, Arthropoda, Insecta, Diptera, Cecidomyiidae. Gene Ontology annotation, biological process: protein ubiquitination; interstrand cross-link repair.
AGCAAGCAAACAGAGAGCGAACGAGAAGGAGAGGGACGGAACGUGAACAAACGAAGAGACAGUAACAACAUAAGAACAAAACAAAUAGGCGAAAUUUUUAGGUUACGCAUGAGGACCGACCCGACACCGACACACUAACACAUACAUGCACAUAAACAUAGAGAAGAAUGAGAAAUAGAGCGAGCACAUAAAACGUACCGAUAUUGUUGCAGUCCUGCACGCACGCAUGCACGCACCACACUACACCAACACAACCGAAGCAAAAAUCAAAUUUUAUGACCUUUUUAUUGCUUUCUUCUCGACACAUAUUCCAAUCGCCCCGAGAUCUAUGUGUUAUUACAGCAACACCGACAUUUAAUGCAACCAAAUCACUGGAUUUACGUGUGUGUGUGUGUGUGUGUGUGUGUGAGUGUGAGUGUGCGUUGUAUUUUGUUCGUUCGUUUUGUGUCGGUUUGUUGUUUUUUUAUAUUCAAUUUCGGUAAUGUAAAUGUGAAAGAGAGACAAAUUUCUAUGCAUUUUUCUAUGAACAUACAAAGCCAUUUUCUUGUGUUCUGUUUCGUUCACUUGGGAUUUCGUUAAACGCUGUGUUUUUUUUUCAUGUAUUUUGCCCAUCAUAAUUUGAGCCGCACCGAAUGUGUGUUAGUUUCAUCUCUCUUGUUACCGAGCACUAUCGUCACUUCAAAGACAACAACAACAGAAAAAAAACCAUAUCUUGUUCUUUGUGCCUGAACAACCAUUUUAUUUUCUAUAAAUUUUGUUCAUAUUUUAACUUGGUGCCGUUCAAUUUGAUUUAAAUGUUGGUUUGAAAAAGAAAAAAAAAAUUGGAAAUUGUGAUUAAAAUUGUCGAAUAAAAUAUCCAAGUGUUGGGUGAUUUUGUGUAAAUAUGCCAGCCAUUGAGUGCGCGAUAUGCUCAGAGGAGUUCGGCAAACGCAACGAUAAUGAUUCCAGUGAUGUAGUCGUAACGCCAUGCGGACAUGUAUUCCACGAAAUGUGCCUAUCAAAAUGGCUUCAAUACGGUGUUCAAGCAGCCGAGCCAAAAACAUGCCCCGAGUGCCGUCAAGCAGUCACAAUGUCACAAACACGACGAAUCUAUUUUAAUUUCUCGGCGGUCAUUGAUAAUGUAUCGCAAUAUGUCGAGUAUUUAGAUCAGAUUAUUAUGAACAAGAAUAACAAAUUGCAUAUGGCGUCCAUUCAAUUGGAGAAAAUCAAGCAUGAUUGGACGAGCAAAUUGCGUGAGAAAGAUCAUGAAAUCCAGCGGCUCCAUGACAAAUUGAAGCAUCGCGAACAGGACUUUGAAGUACAGAAAUUACAUGCCAAAAUUGAAAAACUCAAAUCAAAACUCAGAGAGAGCAAACACAAACACUCUCCGUAUCCAAAAGUGACGACCAUGGGUGCCGUUCAGUUGGGCAUGAACGAGAAUAUGGGUAUGCAUCCAUCGCAAUAUAAUGCACCCGAAACAAUGAAUCCGAUGCGUACGAAUUUAAUGCAACCGAAUAACUGUGAUGCCGCCACAUCGAUAUUUAAUCAAAAUCUAUACGCCGGACAGUCGAGUGGAAGUUCGACGACAGUUCAAAAUCCCUUUGACUGUGACAUCAGUACAAUUAACACAAAUCUACGAUCGAUACGCAAUCCACUGUCCACAUUUGCACCGAGCUAUCAAGCGCAAAAUGGUUAUGUGAGCACAAAUCCAAUGGACAAUGCAAUGAUGAACUCCUACAAUGCAAUGAUGAAUUCCAUUCAAACGGCACACACGACACAAUCCACCCAACAACAAACCAUCAGCUACAAUCAAACUAGUUUCUUUUUACCCAUUCAGACAACCAAUUCGAUUAAUGCCACCGCCUAUUUUAAUACCAACGAUCAAAACCAUCAAAAUCUUCAGAAUCACUUCAUCGGACAGUGAGGCGAUUGAUUUUCAUUCACACCAAAUCACACGUGGCCACCAUUUUAGAAUUUAGAAGCAAAUGUGCAAACCAAUUCGACGAUAGUACAAAACUCGAGAGCUCGCAAACAUCAAUGCGAAUCGUUUGACUCUCAGGGAACUACGACAGAUAUUAGGUUAAAUAUUUUUUUUAGAAUAGCCAAUUUUUAGCCCUUUUUUUUAAAUUGAUUCAUUUAGCAUAAGUUUCGUAUACGGAUAAAUCUCCACCAGAUAUUUUGCUACUCAGCAAAAUGAUUUUAUACUCUCAAAAUAUUUCUAUUCAGAAAUUACAAUAAAUUCAUGAAAAAAAAAAUGCAAAAUUCUCGGCCCAAUAUUCACUUACGCAUACAUUUAAUGGGUUAGCUCAAGGGGGCGUAAGUAUUUUUUGUGGACUCUGCUUUUAGAAGAAGAAGAAGAAGAAGUAGUAGUAUGUUUCACUUGAGAUAUUUCGCCAUGUACAUCUUAACGACAAGAGGUAAUGAAUUGUUAUUUGACACCAUGUUGUCUUCACCACAAUUGAUGGCCAGUUCAAACUCUACAAGGUCUGGUCAAAUAAUUGAUAGUAUCUGUUAAAACGAAUAAUUUACUUUAAAAUUGGUUAACCGCUUGAAUACAUACUCGACAUAUUCCAAUGCAAAGUCAUUCGAAUGUAAUCUGCUCAUGAACUCACCCAUAGAACAGUGUGACGUCAACAGAUAAAGAACGUUCAUGUGUACUCAACACACUCAAUACUAUUGACCGAUACUCGUGGCAAUUUGUAAUCACAACUGAAAAUCCAAAAGGGAACUUCAACAUGAAUAACAUAUCCUAUCAUUCCGAUAUUUUUACAUGAUAUUAAACAGUGCCUGGCAUUAUUGCCAGAAACAUAAUGGGCUUUUGGUCUGAUUCUCGUCUACAAUACAUACUGCGGGAUGAAAUAAAUCCAUUCAUUGCAGUUAUCAGAUACAUUUCAUGCGACUGUGAUACACAAACUGAUGGCAGCCUUUGAAAAAUUGUUUGUUUGUCUUAUUCUAUAUUUUUUCCCCAUUGAAGACAUAUAUGUAAUGUAACGAUAAGUUUAAGUUGAAAAAAAAAAUGUAUUUAAGAAUUGAAGUGUCAAACUCGUUUCCAGUAACAGCGAUAAACAUAUUUGAACAAGUUUAUGUGAGCAAUACUGUUUGAAAAAACUUGAAAUUGACAGUUUAGUUGCUCGUGAUUGAAUGGAUCUAUUUCAUUAAAAUCAAUUUCACCGGCCGGUAUUGGCUGAAUUUCAAAAAAGUUCCAAUUGUUCCAGAUAUCAUCAGAAACCUUUUUUUCACUUCAACAAACCUUUUUUUUCGUUCCACUAUAUGGAAGUUCAUUCACAUGAAAGCAAUUUAUUUAAAUCCAUUUCCUUGUAUUUGCGAUAUCAUCAAGCUCUGUGCUGAUGAAGGUCAACUGAUGAAAAUCGCUGCACUUUGAUACAAACCUUAAGAUCAUGAUGUCCAAAAUUAUAUCUGCCUUUAGUAAAGGUCCCUUAAACUGUAAAUCAAAUCAAAUCAAAUAAAAUGCAUGUUUUUUUUCAUAUUUUUUCGCUUUUAUAAAUAUACUUUUUAUUCAUACAAUAACAUAUUUUCCAUAUAUUAUUUCCGUAUUGUAACAUUUAUACUUUUUCGUAUAUAAGUUAAAGAAAAAAAAACACACACAUACAAAACAA